Aedes aegypti (yellow fever mosquito) is the source of this 2238-nucleotide messenger RNA. Its product is annotated as protein I'm not dead yet. Gene Ontology annotation, cellular component: membrane. The record is from RefSeq and is a predicted model, not a curated record. NCBI's taxonomy places the organism in Eukaryota, Metazoa, Arthropoda, Insecta, Diptera, Culicidae. The transcript is spliced from 9 exons. Gene Ontology annotation, biological process: citrate transport; monoatomic anion transmembrane transport. Bases 410 to 2170 code for a protein of 586 amino acids. Gene Ontology annotation, molecular function: succinate transmembrane transporter activity; citrate transmembrane transporter activity.
GAAUCAGUUUCAGCUUAGAGCUGGAGAAGCAAGAACGUUUUGAGCGGGCGCCAAAACCGGAAUCGGACCGUCUAACAAGUGCUGAGGUGCUAAUUCGGAAGUUCGGUCGUUGGUGAUGCGGAAUUUGUCGCUGAUUUUAGGAUUGUUAACUGAUUUAUAUUGGGAGUGAAUCCGUGGUUGAGAAUAGGUCGCAUAUUAUAGCUUCGACAGCUUUUCGCUGUUGAAGAUCUACGUGUUGUGAAUCCGUUCGACCGAGAUCAGAGACAUUGCGUAAAACAUAAACGGCACUGCGCAUCUGUGACAAGUUUGAUGGCUUUUGCGGAAGGAGAACUAGUUGAAGCAUAAGUCGUACCAAUUCGCGAAAGGACGUCGAUCGAAACGGUUUGCUGUGGUGUAAAGAGCAGUCAACAUGACUGCAGAGAACGUGAAUAGUGUGAAAAAGGAAGAUGAACCCAAAUCCGACGAUGACUCCCAGCUGGGAUACAGCCAGCGAACACUUCUCUUCCUCAAGGUGUACUGGAAAUCACUGUUCGUCCUGCUGGUGCCAACGGUAGCAGCCUUGCUGUUUGCCGUCGACUCAUCGCCUGCCUUCCGAUGUCUCUACGUAGUAAUUGUGAUGUCACUGCUUUGGGUGACGGAAGCGCUCCCAUUGCCCGUAACAUCCAUGCUGCCCAUCGUACUAUUUCCACUGAUGGGAAUUCUCAGCACCGGCAAAACGUGUACGGUUUACAUGAAGGAACCGAUCAUAAUGUUCAUCGGUGGAAUUGUUCUCGCACUAGCCAUCGAAUACUGCAAUUUGCAUAAAAGGGUAGCUUUAAAAGUGAUAGCGUUGAUUGGGUGCAGCCAGCGGAGAUUGCAUUUCGGACUGAUCGUCGUAACUAUGUUUCUAUCUAUGUGGAUUUCUAAUACGGCGGCCGUUGCCAUGAUGUGCCCUAUCGUACAAGCUGUGCUACAAGAGCUGGAAUCUCAAGGGCUUUGUCAAAUGUAUGAGAGUAAUGACUGUAUUGAAGAAGCCGAUGGUGCCGCUAAUAAGGAAAAAUCCAAAGAUGAACGUAAAAAACCAUCGCAAACUACACUAUGUUACUUCUUAGGAACGGCAUACGCUUCAAGCAUUGGAGGAUGUGGCACAAUCGUUGGCUCCGGUACCAAUCUGACCUUCAAGGGUCUUUACGAGAAUCGCUUCCCGCACGCUCCGGGAAUUGACUUCCCAGACUUUAUGUUCUUCAAUGUGCCCUUGAUGCUGUUGAAUGUCGUUCUCGUGUGGAUCUAUCUCCAGUGGCACUUUAUGGGACUAUUCCGACCAAACAGCGAACAGGCCAAGCAUUCCGAGAUAGGCCGAGAGGGGGAAGCCGUAGCCAAACGGGUAAUCGAAACGCGCUACAAAGAGAUGGGCCCGAUGACAUCACAUGAGAUCAGCGUUGCCUUUUUGUUUAUCCUUUCGAUAGUGUUGUUCUUUACCCGAAGUCCUGGUUUCGUCCGAGGAUGGUCGGAUAUAUUCCCGGGGGUCAAAAUUAAGGAUGGUACCCCAGCGAUGCUGAUUGUCAUUGCAUUAUUCAUAGUGCCAGCCGAUUGGCGAUGGUUAAACUACUUCAGAAAGAAUUCAGGACCCCUCCCCAAAGAACCAUCGCAAGCACUCAUAACAUGGAAAUAUGUCAACCAGAAGGUGCACUGGAGCCUUAUAUUCCUACUCGGAGGAGGAUUUGCACUCGCCGAAGCCGGACAGGUAUCCGGUAUGUCAGCUCUCUUGGGAAAAUCUUUAUCCGGACUCCAAAGUCUGCCACCAUUAGCUUUGCUUUUUGUUGUUUGUCUAGCAGCCCAAGUGCUAACUGAAUUCACAUCAAACGUUGCUAUUUGUAACAUUUUGCUUCCUGUUUUGGCUGAAAUGGCUCUCGUCAUCAAGACUCACCCCCUGUACCUCAUGCUCCCGGCUGCGAUGUCCUGCAGUUUCGCCUUCCACAUGCCCGUGGGAACACCUCCCAAUGCAAUCGUAGCUGGAGUUGGCCGUAUUGCCAUCAAAGACAUGGCAUUGGCUGGAAUCGGACCGACAAUAAUCACUUUGGUCGUAAUGUGGCUCGGUUUCCCCACGUGGGGCUCCAUCGUUUACCCUGAGAUCAACACCUUCCCGGAUUGGGCUGUGCUGGAUGCAGUCAACUCAACUAUACAUCACUGAUGGGUGUGGGCAGUUAGUCAAGUUAUGUUACUGAAGAUUAUUGUUAAUAAAUUAUUUCGAAAUAUUGA